Messenger RNA from Caenorhabditis elegans, 1619 nucleotides. It is a transcript of the gene gtnt-7, whose product is annotated as Glycosyltransferase family 92 protein. NCBI's taxonomy places the organism in Eukaryota, Metazoa, Nematoda, Chromadorea, Rhabditida, Rhabditidae. The transcript is spliced from 9 exons. Gene Ontology annotation, cellular component: membrane. Bases 33 to 1607 code for a protein of 524 amino acids. The record is from RefSeq and is marked reviewed. Gene Ontology annotation, molecular function: glycosyltransferase activity.
AGCCUGUUCAUUGUUGUGUUCUAGCAAGCAGGAUGCGUGAAGAAAUGCCCUACGUUCAAUCAAAAAAUCGGAAUUUUCUUGCUGUUAUUAUUUUUGUUGUACUCUUUGUCCUAGUGUGCCUUCCAAUGACGCAAGUGGCGAUGAUCGAACCAGCGAUGCUCCCUAAAGAAGAACUCGACAACUCUACGACAACAAAUAGCUCACAUGAACUGAACACUGAACCGACGGAAAUUUUAACAAUUACAACACCUAUAAUCAAUGCAACAUUGAGCAAUUUAAGCUCAACAGAAAUUGAGGAUCCUGAGGAAAUUAUGUUCAGUUACAACUCAUCUGAUUGUCCCUACGAAGAUUGGAACCAAAUUCGCACCUCAACUAUUACCAAUCUCAAGAAACACCACCAACUGAUGCAAGAGAUGUCAAUUAACAAUGCGUACCUCUAUCAUGCCCUGCCAUCCGUACUGGCAGCAUUUUUACACACGGAUCAGAUCAUUGUCACGCUGACUUCCGAGAAUCAGUACAACACAACAGUAUUCUGUCGUUAUUACGAUUGCCGCCGGAAUGAAAUAAUGGACGGGUUUGAAAGUGUAGUGUUUCCCCAGUCAACUGUAUUUUGUGCUCGAAGGCCUGGUGCAAAGUAUAUAUCAAUUUCAAAAACUCAUGAUGAAGUCCCCGAGUUCUCAGUGCCAAUUAUUCCAAGAAUAGAGAAACCCCCGCACUACUUCACAGUUUGUAUGGCAACUCUCUAUGGCCAAGAGCCAAAGUUCCUGCAAAUCGUAGAUUUUAUCGAAUACCAUAAGCUCCAGGGCGCCACGUUUUUCCAUGUCUAUGUGAGAAAUAUCACCGAAUACGACAGAAUUCUGCUAGAAGACUACGCAAGAACUGGAGACAUUGAAAUCAUUAAGAUGCACGAUCAUUUUUGGAGGUCGGAUUACAUGUGGCAUAAUGGUCAGGUCAAUGACUGUCAUCACCGCAACAAGUACUUCUCGAAAUGGACAGCAAUAAUUGAUUUAGACGAGAGAAUUGAAAUUCGGUCGGAAAAUUUCAAAACUGUAACGAGUUAUUUGGAUUCAAUUCACAAUUCUUCAAUUUCCAACCUGCAUUUUCGAGUGAAAUGGGUGCUAAAACACAACAAUACACCAGCAACCUAUAAAAAUGAAAAGCAGCUGACUCGUGAAAUGCUAUUCAACAAGUAUCAAAACACUUCUCGACUUGGACUACUCUGGGACCAGCCUAAAUGUAUAAUUCGUCCGGAAAAAGUUGCGGCUAUGACGAUUCACAUCCCAGCAGCUAUGUAUAGAGGGGAAAGGUUUACCGUGGUCCCAGAAGUUAUCGGGUUCAUUAGGCACUAUCGUAACGUGGAGGAAAAAAUAUUCCGUGGUGCUCUUGCUAGAAUGAUGGUGCAUGCUCCAUUCAAAAUUUCACCAAUUGAUAAGUGGAUCAACAGUAAACUUACGAAGAGUAUAAUACGACGGGCGCGACAUGUCUACGACACCGCUCAAGUGAGCUGUGAGCAGAAGCAGAAAAUGAUUAGUUUCGAGGGAAUUCCAAAGCCGUGUCCGAAAAAAAAAGAAUUGAACGUUAAAAAGUAUAAUGAAUUGAAUGUUUAAUAAAUUUUUUUA